AUUAGUGCUCCCUUCUUUCUCUCUACAGGUCGUCCAAGAACAAGCCAUGCAAUUGGAGACCAUGGAACAACUAAAUCAGUCGAAAGUGUCAGAACUUAUUUUGCUGGGACUAACCAGUUCCCAGGAUCUACAAUUCCUUCUCUUUGUACUUUUCUCAGUUAUCUAUGUGGCCACUUUUUUGGGUAACCUUCUUAUUGUGGUCACAGUGUUUUACAUCCCAAACCUUAACACCCCCAUGUACUUUCUCCUUGGGAACCUCUCCUUUGUAGAUAUGAUACUUGCUUCAUUUGUCAGCCCUAAGAUAGUUGUGAACUUGAUGAAAAAGCAUAAGACCAUUUACUUUGCUGAAUGCUUCUCAUAGAUCUUUCUCCUUCACUCAUUGGGUGGAGUUGAAAUGGUUCUUUUGGUCUCCAUGGCCUAUGACAGAUAUGUGGCUAUUUGUAAGCCACUACAUUACAUGAUCAUCAUGAACAAGAAGGUGUGUGUUUUGCUAGUAGUGGCCUCAUGGUUCUUAGGGUUCCUUCAUUCAGGGUUUCAGAUACCCUUCGUUGUGAACCUGCCUUUCUGUGGUUCCAAUGCAGUGAACAGCAUUUUCUGUGAUCUCCCUCUGCUCACUAAGCUUGCCUGCAUAGAUACCUAUAUUGUACAGAUAGUCAUUGUUGCCAACAGUGGAAUGAUCUCUCUGAGCUGUUUCAUCAUUUCGCUUAUUUCCUACAGUCGGAUUCUCAUAACCAUUAGGAGCCACUCUUCUACUGGGCAGUCCAAAGCCCAUUCCACUUUGACUGCUCACGUCACAGUGGUGAUUCUUUUCUUUGGCCCAUGCAUCUUCAUCUAUACAUGGUCCUUCAGCAACCACUCUGUGGAUAAGUUUCUUGCUGUAUUUUACACGAUUAUGACCCCUAUCUUGAACCCAAUUAUCUACACUCUGCGAAACAAACAAAUGAAGACAGCCAUGAAGAAACUCUGGAGUGUUUUUGUGAAUUCUAGAGAUGAUACUUAA
Molecule: messenger RNA, 1000 nt
Organism: Hippopotamus amphibius kiboko
Lineage: Eukaryota; Metazoa; Chordata; Mammalia; Artiodactyla; Hippopotamidae
Product: olfactory receptor 4K17-like
Exons: 1
Biological process (GO): G protein-coupled receptor signaling pathway
Cellular component (GO): membrane
Molecular function (GO): G protein-coupled receptor activity; olfactory receptor activity
Source: RefSeq, a predicted model, not a curated record